AUGGAUGAAAAGAACAUCUGGUUCUUCUGGAACAAGGACUACAAGAACAUGUGCCCUUACGCAAAGCGCAACGUGCGCGCCUGGCAUAGACGCCUAUCAAAAUACGGCUGGACGAUCCACGUUCUGAAUCGAUUACCCUUCUCCGCAUUCAAUAUUGCGAAUUUCCUCGACGUCUCCGACCCGGAGCCCUUUCCCCGAGUGUUUAUCAACGGACCAUCGGCGGCGACUUAG
Messenger RNA from Monascus purpureus, 231 nucleotides. Lineage: Eukaryota; Fungi; Ascomycota; Eurotiomycetes; Eurotiales; Aspergillaceae. The record is from the annotation of a GenBank genome assembly.